Messenger RNA from Arctia plantaginis, 480 nucleotides. Lineage: Eukaryota; Metazoa; Arthropoda; Insecta; Lepidoptera; Erebidae. The record is from the annotation of a GenBank genome assembly.
AUGCCGCCUAAAACAGACAGCAAAGAAAGCGAAGAUGAAGACGAUGAGAAUAAAGAAAAAGAAGGCAUGCAUGAACAAAAUAAAGAUAAGAAGGACAUAGUUCCCUACAAAAAGAUAAUGAUUAACGGAAUAGGGGUUAUGGCUCUUAUAGAUACUGGAAGUGACGUAAACCUAAUUACAAAAUCAGAAUUUGAGAAGAUUAAGGAUAGUAUUGAAGACUACAAAACGAAAUCGACUUGUCUAACAGGAAUAGCAGAAAAUAAAGUCAAUACGGCAGGAAUAUUCUCAGCCAUAGUCCAGAUUGACCAGUACCAUGCAGAUGUAAAGUUCUGUGUCGUAAAGGACCAUGACAUACCCGUAACUGUUGUAAUUGGAAAUCCUAUACUCAAAGAUUUUGAAGUGCAUUUUCCUCCCGAUGGUGUCUAUAUGGAAAAAAUUAUGCACCUCACCCUUCUAGUUGAAGACAAUAAAGCUAAUUAA